Brienomyrus brachyistius is the source of this 1432-nucleotide messenger RNA. It is a transcript of the gene slc25a33, whose product is annotated as solute carrier family 25 member 33. Gene Ontology annotation, cellular component: mitochondrion. NCBI's taxonomy places the organism in Eukaryota, Metazoa, Chordata, Actinopteri, Osteoglossiformes, Mormyridae. The record is from RefSeq and is a predicted model, not a curated record. Gene Ontology annotation, biological process: pyrimidine nucleotide import into mitochondrion. Bases 148 to 1092 code for a protein of 314 amino acids. The transcript is spliced from 7 exons. Gene Ontology annotation, molecular function: pyrimidine nucleotide transmembrane transporter activity.
CGAGGCUUCCUGACUAGAAUAAACCGGGUUGGCAGCUGACGCAUCGGCUGCUUCCUAGUGGCCGGUUAGGUGGCGUUGUGUGAAACGAGUUAUUACCCAGUUUCCUUGCUUAUUUAUAAGAUUAUAUGCUAUGAUGAGAGCUUGAAAAUGAUCCAGAAAGACACGUUUGUGCAUCUUUUCGCCGGAGGGUGCGGUGGAACAGUUGGUGCCAUCGUGACCUGUCCCCUGGAGGUGCUGAAGACCCGGUUGCAGUCAUCUGGGAUCAGUCUCCGGCCUGUGUUUCAGGUUCAGCUAGGCACUCUGAGUGGAGCGGGUGUCCUUCGACCUGGUCCUGUUGCACCAAGUCUUCUCCAGGUGUUGCGAUCUAUUCUGGAGAAAGAAGGACCCAGGUCUUUAUUCAGAGGACUUGGGCCGAAUUUGGUUGGUGUAGCCCCCUCAAGAGCCAUUUAUUUUGCUGCCUACUCCAACUCAAGAGAGAAGUUCAACAGCAUCUUUGUGCCCAACAGCUGGGUGGUGCACAUGUCAUCCGCUGGUGUUGCAGCCUUUGUUACCAAUUCCCUGAUGAACCCUGUUUGGAUGGUCAAAACCCGAAUGCAGUUGGAAAUGAAGGCUCGAGGAGAGAAGAAGAUGAAUGCCCUGCAGUGUGCACGUUAUGUGUACAAGACCGAGGGCAUCCGUGGCUUCUACCGCGGACUGACUGCAUCUUAUGCAGGCAUCUCGGAGACUAUGAUCUGCUUCCUCAUCUACGAGACUCUGAAGAAGCAUAUAGUGAAUAGGCGCUUCACAGCCCCAAACAGCAGCACUGACAGGCCUAGUUCUGACUUUCUGGCACUCAUGGGGGCAGCUGCUUUCGCCAAGGGGUGUGCCUCUUGUAUAGCAUAUCCACAUGAGGUCAUCCGAACAAGACUCCGGGAAGAAGGUAGCAAAUACAAGUACUUCUUCCAGACUGCUCGGCUGGUGGCCAGGGAAGAGGGAUACACGGCAUUCUAUCGUGGGCUUGUCCCACAGCUUAUCAGACAGAUCCCCAACACGGCUAUUGUUCUUUCCACCUAUGAGGUAAUCAUUUACCUGCUAGGCCAGCCUCCCCAAUAAGGGGGCCCUGAUCCAGCUGCCACAGAGAUCUGUACACUGGAUGGGCAGGGCAGGACGAUCCUUGUGCUUCUGAGAGAUAUAAACUCCUGUGCUGGAAGAGAGGCUCCUGAGUUCCAUGUUGAAGAAAGAUGGACAGUUGCAGUGACGAGGUGUGGACAUGAGCAGACCUGUGUCCUGUUGCAUUUUCUGUCUAAAUCUGGAGGGGAAAAUAUGGUACUUUAAAAAAAUACGCAUAUGAAUAGCAAUAAUAAAAAAAAAAAAACGGACCUGAUAAGUUGUACUGUGAAGUUAUAAAUUAUUUAUUAUCAUUUUAUAAAUAAAUUUUUAAACAUCCAAAGAA